AUGGAGCUGGGGGAACUGUCGCUUCGGGAUACAGAGUCCCCAACUAUCGCGCACUGUCCUGCUGGAGACCCAGCAAAAAUUCACGUUUUAACAUUCGACUACCGAGGAUUUGGAAAGAGUACCGGCUCACCAUCUGAGACCGGGCUUAUGAUGGAUGCCCUGGACGUGAUUGACUGGGCAAUGCAUGUUGCAGGGAUCCCUCCGUCUCGGAUUCUCAUCUUUGCUCAAUCAAUGGGCACGGCCGUUAGUAUCGCCGUUUCAAAACAUCUUGCCCUUCAAGACCCACCGGUGAUCUUUGCAGGUACCGUGCUUGUUGCACCAUUCGUCGAUGUCGCGACAUUAGUAUCAACUUAUCGCGUGGCGGGUACUAUUCCAAUCAUCUCACCAUUUACCAGAUUGCCAUUGGUAUUCAAAUAUCUUCAAAGAUUCAUUCGGGACAAGUGGUUGAGCAAAGACUCCAUCGCGCAGUAUAUGCGCGCCAACGAAUUCAACGAAGAGAAAUACCGACUGACGAUUAUUCAUGCUGAAGAUGAUUAUGAUAUUCCAUGGCAUCAUUCUCAACUCUUAUUCUGGCAUGCUGUUAAUGCCUCAACUUCGACUGGAAUGAGUUAUGAUUUCGAGCAGAAAAAGCUGGACUCGAAGGCGGAUCUUGGAGCUGCCGGGUCCACAAUGGAAUGGAGAACGGAUAACGGAGUCAUCCGAGAAGAGAUCUUGAAGACUGGAUUGCAUGAUGUUAUCAUGGGCUAUCCGGUAAUCACGAUGGCUGUUAUGCGACAUUUUGAAGCCGUUGAUCCGUCUUUCACAUCUUGA
Molecule: messenger RNA, 810 nt
Organism: Penicillium malachiteum
Lineage: Eukaryota; Fungi; Ascomycota; Eurotiomycetes; Eurotiales; Aspergillaceae
Product: alpha/beta hydrolase
Exons: 1
Coding region: 1-810 (269 amino acids)
Source: RefSeq, a predicted model, not a curated record